AUGGGUAAACUAAACCCCGCCCUUUCCCCACUGCAGAAGAAGACAUCAACAAAUGUUUAUCCACCCGUUCCAAAGAACUGUGUUGUUACGGGUGGUACAGGUUUCGUGGGCACGCGGCUCGUGGAAAUGCUCGUGGAGCGAGGAGCUGAGAGGGUCGUGAGUUUUGAUAUCGUACCGAUGGAGUCCGCCGUCAGUGCGUGGCAACAUCCUGUCAUUGAAUACGUUGUAGGGGAUAUUACUAACUACAACGAUGUGUUGGUUGCUCUAGAGGGUGCCGACUGUGUGUGGCAUCUGGCGGCUGCUGUUGGGCCAUUUCACCCGCGCGAGUUGUACCGCAAGGUGAACUAUGGGGGCACAAUGAAUGUCAUUCGCGCGUGCUUUCAGCUGGGUGUGAAAAAACUUGUGAUGAGCAGCUCACCGUCCACGCGCUUCAAGGGGGGUCUUUUUCACCGACCAUGCGUUGAUGGACUUACGGAAGAUGAGAUGCCAAAGUUGCCGUUGGAUUCUUACAUGCAGAUGUACGCUGAGACUAAGGCGGAAGCAGAACUAGCCGUGACUGCCGCAUCUUGUGACGACCUUUUAACAGUAAGUGUAGCACCUCACCAAGUUUAUGGUCCACGAGACAACCUUUUCCUGCCGAAUAUGCUGGAGGCUGCGGGAACGGGGAAACUGCGUGUUUUUGGCUCUGGAAAGAAUAGGAUAUGCUUUACGCACGUGGACAAUUAUGCCCAUGGCCUUAUAAUAGCGGAGCGGGGGUUGUACAAGGGUUCACCCAUCCUGGGUAAAUUUUAUAUCGUGACUGAUGGAAGCACUCAUCCCGAACCCGAUGCAUACUGCAUUUUUUGGAAUGAGCUGGACAAAGCGGUGGUCGCAAUGGGAUUCGUAUCUAUUCAUAAAAAAAUACGCGUCAGUUUCUGGUUGAUCUAUGUUGUUGCUCUGGCGGGAGAGUUGGUCGGCUGGAUGUUUGGAUUUGUGUUUAAGCUCAAUGUUUUCAACGUCUUCGUUUUGACGAUGCAUCGAUGGUUUCGUAUAACUGCGGCCGAAAGGGAUCUUGGCUAUAGGCCAAUAAUAUCGUUUACUGAAGGCUGGGAUGACACCAUUACGUGGUUUAAGAUGAACUGGCUUCCUACAUUUGAGGGGCGGAGUCGGUCUUUAUUGGGUUUGUCGCACCGCUCGCAGCAAAAAAUUGACAUACAGGCAAGGAUGACAAGGUAA
This is a messenger RNA of Trypanosoma brucei brucei TREU927, 1215 nucleotides long. RefSeq names its product NAD(p)-dependent steroid dehydrogenase-like protein. The coding region runs from base 1 to 1215 and encodes 404 amino acids. Gene Ontology annotation, molecular function: 3-beta-hydroxy-Delta5-steroid dehydrogenase (NAD+) activity. NCBI's taxonomy places the organism in Eukaryota, Euglenozoa, Kinetoplastea, Trypanosomatida, Trypanosomatidae. Gene Ontology annotation, biological process: steroid biosynthetic process. The transcript has a single exon. The record is from RefSeq and is a predicted model, not a curated record.